Molecule: messenger RNA, 1617 nt
Organism: Colias croceus (clouded yellow)
Lineage: Eukaryota; Metazoa; Arthropoda; Insecta; Lepidoptera; Pieridae
Exons: 3
Coding region: 1-1617 (538 amino acids)
Biological process (GO): proteolysis
Molecular function (GO): aspartic-type endopeptidase activity
Source: RefSeq, a predicted model, not a curated record
AUGUCUACGGAAUCUAAUCAAAAGUUAUUAAGAGAUUCAUAUUCAAAAAGGUCUGCUAUUAAAGGCCAAAUUACAAAAUUUAAAAAUUAUUUGGACAGAAUUAGCGAGUCCACUUUAAUGGAUGAAGUAUUAAUGGCUGAAUUUAAAUUGAAACUUAGCAAAUUCGAAGCAUUGUCAACAAAGUUUGAUGUGUUGCAGACUGAGAUUGAGGUUCUUAAUUCUGAAAAUAUAGAUUCUGAGAUUGAUGAAAGAGACGACAUUGAGAACGAUUUCGUCCAAAAUAGGCUGUCGUAUGUUAAUAAAUAUAAAUUAUGUCGAAAUUGCCUCAGACAAGGGCAUCCUGUCAGUGACUGCCGCAUGGGUUCAUGUCGACAAUGCCAGCAAAAACACAACACUCUCCUCCAUAGUUCUAAUGUUGACGUCACUGCCAACUUAAGCACAGAUGAGCAAGUUGAACCAAACGAAUCUGUAGCAGCCUUUUCUAGACAAAUGUCCAAGCAUGUUCUCCUAUCUACAGCAUUGAUAGAAGUUUUUAAUCCUAUUAAUAAGCAGGUAGAAAAGGUUCGCGCUCUCUUGGAUUGUGGCAGUCAGUCUUCAUUUAUCACUAAAUCCCUGCAACGAAGAAUGUCACUAAGAACUUGCCCAUUGCAGGCAAUAAAUGUCAUUGGGAUUGGCAAUAAUUCUUCUAAUACAGUGUACGAAAGCUGUCUCACUCAAAUAAAAUCUCUAAAUAGCAACUACAGCGUUACUCUUUCAUGUCUUGUUCUCAACGAAUUGACGAGCCGCUUACCUAAGACCCCAGUUGAUAUUCAAGCUCUCAAAAUACCUAAUUCUAUUACUUUGGCGGACCCUGAGUUCUACAAGCCAGCUCCGAUUGAAGUUUUAAUUGGAGCAGAUAUCUUCUGGGACAUUCUAAACAGCGAACAGCUUUCUUUAGGUCCUAAUAAUCAUAAAUUGCAAAAUUCUAAAUUCGGCUGGAUAAUAGCUGGCCCAAUCAACAAUUAUUUUAGUAAAGAAACUAUUCAUUGCAAUCAUGCCAGAAUUGCAAACCCCACUUCUGACGAAAUUCACAAAAUGCUCACAAAAUUCUGGGAGCUUGAAGAGCUACCCCAAAAAACUAUUCGAAGUCAAAAUGACAUUGCAUGCGAAAAACACUUUCUAAAUACCACCACUCGCUUAGAAAGUGGCAGAUUCUGUGUGAAGUUACCCCUAAAGGACUCACCUGACUGCCUCGGCGAUUCAUACUCUCAAGCUAAAAAACGAUUCCUAAAUCUUGAGAAAAGAUUUAGACGAAAUAAAGAACUAAAAUCGAGAUACGUUGAAUUCAUUCGUGAAUACGCUGAUAUGGGCCAUCUAUCUGAAUCACCUACUCCUAUUCCAAAUCCAUCAUAUUUUUUGUGUCACCAUGCUGUCAUAAAGGAGAAUAGUGAAUCUACCAAACUCCGAGUAGUGUUCGAUGGCUCAGCCCCCACAACCUCUGGCUUCUCUGUCAAUGACAUCCUCAUGGUGAUAUCGCCAAAAUAUAUCGUCAGAUUCAAAUUGAAAGUUCAAAUCAAAAUUUGCAGCUCAUAUUAUGGAGAGAAGAUGAGUCUCAGCCUAUCAAAACUCUGCGACUGA